UGUCACCCCACUCGAAAAAACGUUUAUAUAAACCGAAAAAUAGAGUAAAAAGAGUGCGAGAACCGUUAGAUUCUUCCGCGAAUCAUCAAUAAUCCCCGUAAAUUCAAUAAAUCUCGAAUCUUGCGGAUUGAAUUGUUGGAAUUCUUCACGGAAUCGCGGGGAGACUCGUGGGAUCAAGAGGUUAGGUCAUUGAGUGUCAUGUGAAGUGAAAAUGAAAGUGAAACGCCGGACGACUCCGCCGUCUGUUUGAUCACUAAUAAACCAUAAAUUCCAUCCUUUUUAAUAACCGAGUAAACCAGUUACUGGGUGAACGAGGAGGGACUGUGCGAUCGUCAUUGGUCCACCAGGUGAUGGUUAAUGACACUCCAUCGUAAUCUAUUUAUGUACUGAAUGUGCUCAUGUACAUAGCAACAAUGGUCAUAUGGGACUUGUCAUUCUGUGUGUGAGAUAAGGGGAAUAGCUGAUAUGUUUAUGUAACUUAUCGUGAAAACCGGGGAAAUUGAUGGUAUGAUUUGUGUGAGAUGCUUUGUCAUUUCAGCAACUCGCUGUCUAUCAGAGUCAUCCCAUAUUUACAGCGCACGUAAGAGACUUGGGGUGUAUCGCGGAACGGUGUUAUCAGCUGGGAGCAAAAGAGUAGACUACACCCUGCCCCCCGCCUUAACAAUGGCAUCAUCCUCGCGCCCCCAGCCCCCGCCCCACCGGAACAAGCUGGCCCUGGAGAAGUCCCCGUACCUCCUCCAGCACGCCUCGAACCCAGUGGACUGGUACCCCUGGGGCGACGAGGCCCUCGAGAAAGCGAAACGCGAGGACAAGCUCAUCUUCCUCUCCGUCGGCUACUCCACGUGUCACUGGUGUCACGUCAUGGAGCGCGAGUCCUUCGAGAACGAGGACAUCGCGAAGAUAAUGAACCGUUACUUCGUGAACAUAAAGGUCGACCGCGAGGAGCGACCGGACAUCGACAAGAUCUACAUGACCUUUGUCCAGAACAUCUACGGCCACGGCGGCUGGCCGAUGAGUGUCUUCCUGACGCCGACCCUGAUCCCAGUGAUGGGAGGAACGUACUUCCCUCCGGUGGACAAGUACGGCCAGCCCAGUUUCGAAAGAGUCCUUCUGUCGAUCGCCCAAAAGUGGCUGGAGAACAAGCAAGAUCUGAUCCGCUCUGGCUCCACGAUCCUCGAGAUCCUGGAGCAAUCGAGCAAAGGAGAAAAGCUCUCCGGAUCGCCCCCGCCGCCCGCCGACUGCGGCAACAAAUGCGUUCAGCAGCUAGUCCGCUCCUUCGACCCAGAAUUCGGCGGCUUCUCCGAGGCCCCGAAGUUCCCCCAGCCUGUCAACCUGAACCUCCUCUUCCACAUGUACGCGCGAGACCGUAAAAGCGACCUCGGCAAGCAAUGCCUGAGCAUGUGCGUGAAAACCCUGAAGAAGAUGGCGAGGGGUGGAAUCCACGAUCACGUUGGUCAAGGCUUCUCGCGGUACUCGGUCGACGGUAAGUGGCACGUGCCGCACUUCGAGAAGAUGCUGUAUGACCAGGGCCAACUCCUGAGAUCGUACUCAAACGCUUUCGUUGCGACCAAGGACGAGUUUUACGCGGAAAUCAUCGACGACAUUGUGACCUACGUCACGAGGGAGCUUAGGCACAAGGAGGGGGGUUACUACAGCGCUGAAGACGCCGACUCCCUGCCUUCGGCUGACGCCAAGGGGAAGAAGGAAGGGGCUUUCUACGUGUGGACUGCCGAGGAGAUUGAUCACCUUCUGGAUAAGAAGAUCAAGGAUAAGGUACGGUUGAGCGAUGUUUACGGGUAUCAUUACGGGGUGAGGAAGAACGGGAAUUUGGAGAAGCAUCAGGACCCGCACAAUGAACUGACCGGGAAGAAUGUUCUGAUUGUCUACGGGGGGUUGGAGAAAACUGCUGAGCAUUUCGAGUUGAGUGUUGACGAGUUGAAGGGACACUUGAGCGACGCGAAUAGGAUAUUGUUUGAAGAGCGGUCCAAGAGACCGAGGCCUCAUCUGGAUGACAAGAUCGUCACUGCGUGGAACGGGCUGAUGAUCAGUGGAUUGUCGUACGCUGGGGCUGCCACGAGGAACAAGGAUUACAUUCAGUAUGCGGUGGACGCAGCAAGGUUUGUCGAGAAGUAUCUGUUUGAUGAGGGUAAGAGGAUUCUUCUGAGGAGCUGCUACAGGGGAGAUAACGAUGUUAUCACUCAGCCGGGGGUUCCUAUCAACGGGUUCCACGGGGAUUACGCCUUCAUGGUGCAGGGACUCGUUGAUUUGUAUACUUCUACGCUGGAUCCACACUGGCUGGCGCUCGCUGAGGAACUCCAGGAUGUCCAGGAUGAGCUGUUUUGGGAUGCCGAGGGAGGCGGGUAUUUCAAUACUACGAAGGGGGAGAGGAAUAUCAUUCUGCGGCUGAAGGAUGAACACGAUGGAGCAGAGCCCUCAAGCAACUCAGUAGCUGCUAAUAAUCUGUUACGCUUAGCUUCGUUGUUGGAUCGCAAAGAUUUCAACGAAAAGGCUGAGGCGAUCUUCAGAUUCUUCUCUGACACUUUAACGAGAAUUCCAGUGGCCCUGCCGGAACUAGUCUGUGCUUUGCUCCAUUAUCAUGAUGCUACAACUCAGUUGUACAUAGCAGGAAAGAAAGAUGCUAAAGACACCCAAGAACUUCUGGACGUAAUCCGAGAUCGCCUAAUUCCAUCGAAAGUGCUACUUCUAAUCGAUCCAGACGAUUCUGACUCGAUAAUAUCCCGAAAAAAUGAGCUCGUUCUCAAAAUGAAACCCCACAACGGCAGAGCAACGAUAUUUGUCUGUCGUCAUCGAACUUGUUCUUUACCAAUCGUUGAACCCCAGCAGCUGAAGGAAUUCCUAGAUUCCGCCAAAUGAACCCCACAUAGACAGAUCGUAAUCUAUUGUAAAUUAAACGCUUAUCCGUGAAAUUACUAAUGUUAACUGAAGAUUCUAUUCCACCCAGUGCUAAUAAACUCAGUUGUUAUUUGAUAUUGCAAUUGAUAUUGAGAUGUGGAAAGAAUAAAUAUCAAAUUGUGAUAGAAAAAUCAA
Diachasma alloeum is the source of this 3048-nucleotide messenger RNA. Its product is annotated as spermatogenesis-associated protein 20. The record is from RefSeq and is a predicted model, not a curated record. The coding region runs from base 508 to 2874 and encodes 788 amino acids. Lineage: Eukaryota; Metazoa; Arthropoda; Insecta; Hymenoptera; Braconidae. The transcript has 4 exons. Gene Ontology annotation, biological process: carbohydrate metabolic process.